Molecule: messenger RNA, 4764 nt
Organism: Zalophus californianus (California sea lion)
Lineage: Eukaryota; Metazoa; Chordata; Mammalia; Carnivora; Otariidae
Gene: MTHFD2
Product: methylenetetrahydrofolate dehydrogenase (NADP+ dependent) 2, methenyltetrahydrofolate cyclohydrolase
Exons: 7
Coding region: 144-1364 (406 amino acids)
Biological process (GO): tetrahydrofolate interconversion
Cellular component (GO): mitochondrion
Molecular function (GO): methenyltetrahydrofolate cyclohydrolase activity; methylenetetrahydrofolate dehydrogenase (NADP+) activity; methylenetetrahydrofolate dehydrogenase (NAD+) activity
Source: RefSeq, a predicted model, not a curated record
UUUUGACAUCCAUUGAUGAUCCGUUUUUACUGUGAUUUCGUCAAAUAGUUUCUUUCUAACUCCAUUAUUCUUCUAUUUGCCUAUCUUUUUUCCAUUUUUACGCUGCCUGGCACACAGUAGGCGCUCAGGUAUUUCUUCAAGCAAUGAAUGAACAAACUCUCACUCGUGCUGGCCCGGCCUCCGUGACAUCCGCUGCGUCGGGCAGGGGCUUGCCUUCCUCGGCCAAUCUCUGCAGGCUACCAGGGCUUCCGAGCCUUCCAGGGCUCCCCUGCUGGCUCUUCUUGCUCCAAUCACAAGCAGGGCUUUGCUGGGAAGUGGCCAAUGGGUGCGGGCGGAAGGCGGGGCCUGCCACGCGGCCGCGGUAUAACUGCACGGCCCGCGCGCGCGCUUCUCUCCUGGCGCGGACCUUGGCGCGGGUGAUGGCAGCUGUUUCCGUCGUGUCUACGUUGGCCACCCGGCUCCUCCGGCUCGCUCAGAGCUGCCGCCUCCGUUAUCGCCCCUUCCACCUCUCGGUAGUUCGAAAUGAAGCCGUUGUCAUUUCUGGAAGGAAACUGGCCCAGCAGAUCAAGCGGGAAGUGUGGCAGGAAGUGGAAGAAUGGGUGGCUUCGGGCAACAAGCGGCCGCACCUGAGUGUGGUUCUGGUGGGCGAGAAUCCUGCAAGUCAUUCCUACGUCCUCAACAAAACCCGGGCCGCUGCAGAAGUGGGAAUCAACAGUGAGACAAUUGUGAAACCAGCUUCAAUUUCAGAGGAAGAACUGUUGAAUUUAGUCAAUAAACUAAAUAAUGAUGAUAAUGUAGAUGGCCUCCUUGUUCAGCUGCCUCUUCCAGAGCACAUCGACGAGCGAAAGAUCUGCAACGCUGUUUCCCCAGACAAGGAUGUUGAUGGCUUUCAUGUAAUUAACGUAGGGCGAAUGUGUCUGGACCAGUACUCCAUGUUACCGGCUACCCCGUGGGGUGUCUGGGAAAUAAUUAAGCGAACUGGUGAUGCCACUGUUACGAUAUCUCAUCGAUACACUCCCAAAGAACAACUGAAGAAACAUACAGUUCUUGCAGACAUUGUGGUCUCUGCUGCAGGCAUUCCAAAUCUGAUCACAGCAGAUAUGAUCAAGGAGGGAGCCGCAGUCAUCGAUGUGGGAAUAAAUAGAGUUCAAGAUCCCAUCACUGCUAAACCCAAGUUAGUUGGAGAUGUGGACUUUGAAGGAGUCAAAAAGAAAGCCGGUUACAUCACCCCAGUCCCUGGGGGUGUUGGUCCCAUGACAGUGGCAAUGCUGAUGAAGAAUACCAUUAUUGCCGCAAAAAAGGUGCUGAGGCUUGAAGAGCAGGAAGUAUUGAAGCCUAAGGAGCGUGGAGUAGCAACCAAUUAACUGUUGUGUCUUCUGUCACGAACACCCCUCCAAGCCGGUCAGAGAGGCGAAACAGGCCAAUAGAAAUGCAAUAUUUUUUAUUUAUUUUACUGAAAUGGUUUAAAAUGAUGCUUUUUGUAUUUAUUGAAAGCAGAAAUGGGGGGGUGUGCCUGUGCGCAUGGCUCUGCCGUACCUCAGCACAGAGCAUGCUGGCCUCCUGCUGGGUCGUGUGAGCCCGCCAAGAGAAGCCGUUCACCUGGUGAUGAACGUGGAGGACAUCGUCCCAUUAAGAGCAGGUGCUUAACUUGAUCAAGCCACUUCAGUUAAAAUUUGCCUUUUCUAGGAUUGCAUUUCCUAAGUGCUAUUUCAAUAAGAGUUGAUACUCACUUUAGGUUCCAAGCCUUUUGAGUUCAGCUGGUCAAACCAAAGGAAAAAUGUUGCUAGAGAAAAUUAGGGAAAAAGUCAAAAGGAAGAAAUGAUAAUUGAGUAGAAAAAAAACAUUACUGUAACUUACAUACCUAUGGUAUGUAAAACUAAUUGUGAAUGGAUGGUGUCCUGAGCUGUCAUUCCGUGGCUUAGUCAUUGGGAAAAUAUUUAGGGUAGUUCCACGUCAGUCCUCACCCCACGUGUAUUAUAUUCACGAGGCUUUCCCAUUUUCCUCUAGGACUGAAAGGCUUAUUUUAUUUUAUAGAUUAUUUGUGUGUGUUGUCAUAUUUGGCUUUUCCUCCAUCCUUAAACUUCACUGUUACAUCUUUGUACUCUUGGCGGUGCCUGUAUGGUUUCCUUGGGAUAUCUUGAAACCUAUUUUUGAAAAACAAAACUUGGGCUUGAUAAUCAUUAGGAUUAGGGCAGCUUGUUUAAGUAUGAACUUACUUUUCCACCAAAGACUUGUCAGCAGCUGCCUGCUUUUCUCAGAUGUAUUUGUUGACUUUUCCCAAUGGGUUUUUGAGAACUUGAGUUCACAUUGAAUUUAAUCAGACUUUCUGAUUAAAAGGGUUUUUUUGUGUGUGUUUGUUUCACUUUUUUUUUAAUAAAACACUUCUGACUGGUGUGGAAUGAGUUCUCCAAAAUACUGCAUCUUCCUGCUACUGUCCUGGUUGUGACCUAAACAUAGUUAAUUUUUCUCAUUAGAUGUAAUGGGUGUCAAUAUUCCUAUAUUUGGUAACACCUAAUCCUGUGCCUUAAACACACUGAUACAAAGCGCAGCUGUGGAGAAACCAGUCUAGUCUUUUCAGUCUGAUGUCCCAACAGGCUGUGCCAAGCUGGGAGCUUAAUCUGUAAGAUUCAUUUAAGUGGUUAGGCUUAUUCUGGGUGUUUUCUAAACCAUGCAGUUGAAUUUACACAUUGUUAGCUUUGCAAAGGACUUCUCGAUGUGCCUGCUGACAACCCCCACCCCUUCAGGCGCCCCACUCUCUAUACAAUUAUUUUUUCAAUGUGUGUGUUUUAUUUGACAGAUUGGAAGGUAUUUGCUGUGCAUAUUUUGAGGCUGGGAUAGGCCCCUGUGUAUUCUCUGUUCUCUUCCAGCGCUGAGUAUUUUGGCUUCCAAGCAGACAGAUCCUUCUGCUCCUGCUCCAGCCUGCUUCAGGUAGAAAGAAAAGAACAAUGGGGAGCUGACUUCUCCUUGUUCUUCUGCCAGCAGCCUUUAUUCUUUGGAUAGUUUCCUGGAGAUGAAAGAGAAUAGUUCGCUGGAGAUGUUUUUUUUUGUAAGUUAGGGUUAGCUCAUGUCCGUAUCCCAUGUUUGCUGACUUGACCAAAAUUACUAAACAUGGAGCAAGGUGAGCAGACAGGAUUAAGUUUUAUUGAAUUACAGUUACAAGUGGAAAGAAAUUCUGACCUAGUGCAUGGAGAAGUAACAAUAUGUCCACCUGUUAAAGUUGUCAAAAUUAAAAUGUUCAUGUAUAUACAAAAUAUAAAUGACAUAUAAGGUGAAAAUUACAGUGAUCAAUUUACAAUAACAAAAAAUUAACAUUGUAGUUUCCAACUUGUUUCAUUAAUCAAGCACAUUUACUCGGGAAUCCAUAACAUUUCUACAGUUUAAUUUGGACAAAGUGCUAUUGGAAAUCAGCCAAGUUUUAAAACUGAAAUGUUAAGGGUUGUUAGCUCCCCCAGGAUUGGUGCAGCUGAAAAUACAGAAUUUAUACUUAAAUUCAGGUGAUCGUUCUGGGUGAGUGAGCAGUUAACGGGAGAGGUUUAGAGCUUUACCUCUUGGCAGUAUCCCUUGGAGGGAGCACUGAGAUUUAACUGAAUGAACACGUACAGUUUUCUAGGGACCAGGCACUGUAUGAAGCUCUGAGGAUUGCAGAUGCAGUUAGCUGUCCUCGUGCCCUAGUGUCAUUUGUCUUUAAAAAAUAGAAAAGGAUGAAGAAAAAAAGCACCUGCUUUGGUCAUUGUGAGUAAAUGUAGUAACUAACCAAAGUGAUUUCCUCGAGAUUCAAAUCCAUAGUUGUUCUGGAGAAAGUAAAUGUCAGCUGCAUUGUGGCUGUCAGGCACAUAGUAGGUGUUAAACAAGCAAGGUGGGUGUUUGUUAAGUGGGGACUAAAGACAGACUGAUAGUAAGUUUCAUGAGGACAGGGUUUGCUUCUUAUAUUAAUGAGUUAUUAAUCUACCCAACUUGUUUCCAAUCAUUCCUUUAAAGUACUAAUCUAAUACUGCAAAGUUAUAAUCUAAUAUUUUACAUUAGCACUGCCUAACAUGCAGUGGUCCUGUGGAUGGGAGUUUAACUUUGGGAGCAAGGUCAUUGAAAACCUGGAGGCAGGACCUACCCAAGGGUAGAAAGAGGAUCAUUUUGUUGAUGUAAUGUGGUUGGAAGUUUCAUUUGAACAAGAACAAUCUUAUUUUGCAAACAUUUGCUCGCUCUCAUGUAUUGGUUCUUUCACCAGCUGACUUUGGGAACUGGCUUUCCAGUCUGGGGAACCUGCAGUCACACGUCUGUGCUGGCCCAGGGUGCACAGCGCAUGCAGAUGGCGCAGACCUGCCAUAGGAGCCUCAGAAAGCUGCACGAGAUGGGAGAAGAUAGGGCCUUGUACUCAUUUCUUACUAUGUCAAGUUGCAAAACAAAUUUUCCAGCUGUGGUCUACUGAAGUAUGAGUGUUUUAAUGGUUUUUUUCAAGACCAUCUAGAUAUUUUAAAAUCUAAGCUUAAAAAAAAAAUCUAACAGAUAUUUGUUUCAAUAAAAAUUUACUAUUGCCCCCUUUAUCUUAGCUAUAUUUUGGGAGGCAAGCAUUGUUUUCAUUUCAAGAAACAUUAUAAUUUCUAUCCUGGACUGCAUUUUAAAAUAAGGUAUCAUGUUUCUGUUGGUUUGCCUAACUGCAGAAAGAAGGAGACAGCUUUGCAUGUAAGUAGUACUUUUCACCCACAGAUCAGUUUUCUAUCAAGUGGAAUGACUCCGUCUGUUUGGCAAAUAAGGAAACUGUCUCAGAGA